Molecule: messenger RNA, 1653 nt
Organism: Funneliformis geosporum
Lineage: Eukaryota; Fungi; Glomeromycota; Glomeromycetes; Glomerales; Glomeraceae
Source: the annotation of a GenBank genome assembly
AUGAGAAAUUCAAAGUCACAACAAACAAAGUCGUCUACUAGGCUUUCUACGUCAUCCACAAACCCAUCCAAGAAAUCAGUUACAACGACGACGACUACUACAAAAUCAAAACCUAAAGUAGCUCAAAAAUCCUUAACUAAUAAAGACUUAAAAAUUACAACAACCUCGAAAACUACGACAACAAAGAAUCUAUCUUCUUCAAGAGUAUCAUCCAUCAAAUCUACACCUACUUCUACAACUAAAACUUCCCAAAGAGAUACCAAAUCCUCAAAAAAUUUAACUUCAUCUACGAUAAAGACAACGAAUAAAACUACAAAACCUACAACGACUAAAAAGAAAUUAAAGGAAAAGCAACAAGGAAAUGUUACAACAACAACCACUUCAUUAGAUUUGGCAAUUUCAGAUGAAGCAAAAGAUGGUCCUAUAUGCUCCGAAAUAAAUAGUGUCAUGAAUGAAUUAGAAAAAUUCCGUACAAGUUUACAUGAACUUGGAAGGGUACAAGAAAAGCAGAAUGAAAUCGUUUCAUCAUCUAAAAAUUCAAAUCAUAAUAAAAAAUUAUCUUCAGAUUCGCUACAAAAAUUACUCUUGGCGGAUGGGAUGUCGAAUCAAGAUGAAAUAGUUUUGCAAGCUCACAAUCAAUUAUCAGUAGUCAGACAACAUAUAACUUCAAUGAUGGAUAAUUACGAAUCUUUAGAUGAAAAUUUAUUAACAGUUAUUAUGACUUAUAAUGAAGAAGUUAAUAUAGCAUUGCAAGAAGCAUUGCAAGAAGUACCAAAAUUAUACCAAUCACAAUCUCAACUUCAACCUCCUUCCCCAUCGUUAUCUUUAUCCUCUCAAUUUACUGAUGACUCCAAUUCUACUCAGCAAUUUAUUGAAUCUCAAAAAAUACAAAUACAAUUUCUUGAACAAGCUAACUUUAAUAAUGUUUUUCAAUUAACUAAUGAUAUAAAAAAAUAUGAUUUAUAUGAGAAAAAUGAAAAGUAUUCUAAAGUUUUAAUAUGUCAAGUAUUACAAAGACUAUUAUUAGAGACAGUUUUAGAAAAUUCCGAUAUUUAUUUUACGGGUUCUUUACAAAAUGUUCAACCUUCCUCCAUUACAAAUGAUUUCGAUGAGGAGAGUUACGGUUGUAAUAAUCAUCCUCUCUUUCAACAAGUAACGAAAAUUAAUCCUGAAGUUUAUGCUGUCUUGGGCUCAAAUUGUUUCGAUGGAUUUGAACAUCCUUUCAUCGAAUUUGUAGGAGAAAAAUUGGUUGAAAUAGUUGAAAAAUACUUUGAAGUUAAACAUGAUUCAAUUAUGGGAAACAAACUUAAUUUAGUCAAUUUAUCUAAUGAAUUGGUUUAUGAUAUUAUAAAUGUUUUUUAUUUUAGAAUGCAAGCACAAGAGCCUUCUGCUCAAUAUCAAUGGAUGGAAAACGGGAUGGCAUUGGAUCUACAUCUCACGUCUAUUGUAAAUUACAAUAUUUAUUGUAAUAAUUUUUCGUUACCAGGUGAUUAUGAAAAUUGUGAACAUAAACUUUGUGAAGAGGAAUUCGAUGUGGUGGGAGUUUGUUCCUUUCCGGUGAUAGGUAAAGGAUUAAAAAGUCAAGAAAAAUUGGAGAUUUACACUAAGGCAAAAGUUUUACCUUAUUCUAAACUAAAUCGUGAAAUAAAAUAG